This is a messenger RNA of Lontra canadensis (Northern American river otter), 3805 nucleotides long. RefSeq names its product JRK like (gene JRKL). Gene Ontology annotation, cellular component: nucleus. The coding region runs from base 619 to 2193 and encodes 524 amino acids. The transcript has a single exon. The record is from RefSeq and is a predicted model, not a curated record. NCBI's taxonomy places the organism in Eukaryota, Metazoa, Chordata, Mammalia, Carnivora, Mustelidae. Gene Ontology annotation, molecular function: DNA binding.
CGUUAGUCAGGGAGCGGUGCGGGUCCUGGUUCCAGUUGAGGUGGGGAGAGGGGCUCGGCGGGCUGUGAGGGGCCGGGAGGAUUGUCCAGGCUAAGCCCAGCACGGGGAAGUGUGGCUUGCGGUGGAAGGGGUUUGCUUCUGGGGAGGAAAUCAAACGUAACCUUUCCCUUGGGGAAGGGGGCUAGUCCCCGACUCCCUGGUUCUUCCGCUCUCUGCAGUAAGUUUGGGGUGUGGCAGGGGCUAGUGACGGGCGUUUACCCUGCAUCAGGGCGUGAAGGAGGUUUGUGGUCACGAUGGGGUUAUAGUCUUUAACGCUGCCACUGGGGGAAUAAAACAAAUGUUUGUAAUCCGGAUUAUCCGCUGUGGCUUGGGGCCUCCUCUACUGCCCAUCUGAGUUAAAGGCCUGUUCUCUCAAACUUCUUCCCCUCUCAUCUUCCUCUGCUGUCUCUUUGCCAGCCAAGCACAUCCGGGGACGGGGUCAGGGCCACCAGGUUCCUGGUAAGGCUAAAAGACUGAGUGUGUAGGACUGUUAAAGCGAGUUUGUGUGAAAGAAGGAAGGAUUUUGUAGAUUGCUUCAGAGCGAGUGUGGGGUGAGGCCCUGAGUCCCAGAGCCUCAGCAUGUCAGGGAAACGGAAGCGAGUGGUGUUAACUAUUAAAGAUAAGCUUGAUAUAAUAAAAAAACUUGAAGACGGAGGUUCUUCCAAACAACUGGCAGUGAUUUAUGGAAUUGGUGAGACAACAGUUCGGGAUAUAAGAAAAAAUAAGGAAAAAAUUAUAACUUAUGCAAGCAGUUCUGAUUCCACAAGUCUUCUGGCCAAGAGGAAAUCUAUGAAACCAUCCAUGUAUGAGGAACUGGACAAAGCAAUGCUAGAAUGGUUCAACCAGCAAAGGGCAAAAGGGAAUCCCAUAUCUGGACCUAUUUGUGCAAAAAGGGCAGAGUUCUUCUUUUAUGCUUUGGGAAUGGAUGGUGAUUUUAACCCCUCUGCUGGUUGGUUAACUCGUUUUAAGCAGCGGCACAGCAUUAGAGAGAUUAAUAUUAGAAAUGAAAGAUUAAAUGGAGAUGAGACUGCUGUGGAAGAUUUUUGUAACAACUUUCGAGACUUUAUUGAACGAGAGAAUUUACAGCCUGAACAGAUCUACAAUGCAGAUGAAACUGGACUCUUUUGGAAAUGCCUGCCUUCCAGGGCUUCUGUGAUCAAAGGUAAAUGCACUGUCUCUGGGCACAAGUCAAUUGAAGAAAGAGUCACUAUCAUGUGUUGUGCCAAUGCAACAGGUUUACACAAACUGAAACUUUGUGUUGUGGGGAAAGCAAAGAAGCCUCGCUCCUUCAAGUCAACUGACACCUCAAACCUGCCAGUCUCUUAUUUCAGCCAAAAAGGUGCAUGGAUGGAUCUUUCCAUUUUCCGACAGUGGUUUGAUAAGAUCUUUGUGCCACAGGUUCGAGAAUACUUAAGAUCUAAAGGCCUGCAGGAAAAGGCUGUGCUCUUGUUGGAUAAUUCACCAACACAUCCAAAUGAAAACGUCCUUAGGUCAGAUGAUGGCCAAAUAUUUGCUAAAUAUUUACCACCUAAUGUGGCUUCAUUGAUCCAGCCCUCGGAUCAGGGAGUCAUAGCGACAAUGAAGAGAAAUUAUCGUGCAGGUCUUCUUCAGAACAACUUGGAAGAGGGUAAUGACUUGAAAUCGUUCUGGAAGAAGCUAACUCUGCUAGAUGCACUUUAUGAAAUAGCAAUGGCAUGGAAUUUAGUAAAGCCAGUUACCAUUAGCAGAGCAUGGAAGAAGAUUCUUCCUACCAUAGAGGAGAAAGAAGGCUUGGACUUUGAUGAAGAAGAUGUUUCUGUGGCUACUGUGGCCACCAUUUUACAGCAUACCAAAGGACUGGAAAAUGUGACUACUGAGAACAUCGAAAAAUGGCUUGAAGUGGACAGUACUGAGCCAGGCUAUGAAGUGUUAACUGACAGUGAAAUCAUCAGAAGAGCGCAAGGCCAGACAGACGAAUCUAGUGAAAACGAGGAGGAGGAAAUAGAACUGAUUCCAGAGAAACAUAUUAAUCAUGCAGCUGCUCUCCAAUGGACUGAAAAUUUAUUGGAUUAUCUAGAACAACAAGGUGAUAUGAUUCUGCCUGAUAAACUGGUGAUCCGUAAACUUCGAGCCACCAUCAGAAAUAAACAGAAGAUGACAACCUCAAGUCAAUAAUGGCAUUUCAUUGUUAAAUUGUUUCAAUAAUUGUGUUUGUAACUCUUAACCUCUGCAGUGUGGCUUAAUUUUCUUUGUGUUCUCAAUUCUCAGUCACAGCCCUAUGAAAUGUAGAUAGAAAAAUGUGUCUGAAGUAGUUCAAGGAUUAUGUGUUUUGCAUCAUCUCUGUCUUCUUUUUCAUUUGUGCAGAUAAUUGGAAGCUGAUUCUGUAUAAAUUACUUAUACACAUGCAUUCAUUUUUGUAGAUCUGCGAUUAUCCCUUCUAUUACAGUGGCAUUCCCUAAACUUUCUAAAAAAAAAAAAAAAAAAAAAAAGAAAGAAAAUUACAGAUAACAGUGAACAGAUUGAGCACUUUCCUGAAAUCUGUUGUUUGGUUUUAUGAGAGCUGCCACGGUAAUCUUUUCUUGUAUUAACAUCAUAAAUGGUUAUGUUUUGUGUAUCUGUAUACACUGACAGAAUGAGAAAUAUCUGUCUUUUAGAUUUCAGGGUGAUCUGCAAUAAUUAAAAGUGAAGCCCAAUAAUGAGGAAACUGAUCUAUGAAUUAUAAAAAUAACUUAGAAACCAUACUUCUGUUCUCUUAUGUUUGUUUAGGUGGUAAGAGGGGGAGAUUUUUCUGGAAAUAAAUAUAUAGGAAGUGAUUAUUAAAUUAGUAAGAAAACUGAAAGCUGAUACAUAAAAGAUUCUGAUCUAUCCAUUCAUAGAAAACUGUGAGUUGAAAAUUUGGGGAACUUUAGGUUAUUUAUACAAGGGGAAUAAAUAGGCUUGUUUUAAUUGGGUCUUAUGAAUUGGGUAAUUAUUUAUUCAUAAUUAUAGUAUAGGUUUUGUAAUGUUACAUGUGAUAAUAUGAACUCCUACCUUAUAUGUGGGGAAGAAUCUUGGGAAUUUAAAGUUACUUUUUUUUUAACUGUGUACUUGGAAAUGUCUAUAGUUUGAAAAAGUUUAUCGUACCUUCUCCUUUUAUUUGACAUGAAAAGAAAAAGAAAUGAAAAGAAUAAAGUUAUUAUUAUUUUUAACAAGCCAUAGGUUGUGACCUGUUUUAUGAAGAAAGCAGAAAUAAUUAUGGAAAGUGACAGUUUCUAAGGAAUUUCAUCAUUUACUCUUUUGACACUUGUAAAAAGGUAUUCUUCUAGAAUCUGCUUAAGUCAGAAUUUUGAUAAAUUUGCUUAGUAAAUUUAAUAUGUUUAUUUAAGACAUUGAAAAGGUUUUACCUAUGUGAAUAUUGGUUUAAUUUAUGAUUUCCAUAUUAUUUCAUGUUUUGGCCCUUAAAAAAUGCUGUCAGUCAUUUUUUUAAAGGUUUUACUUUUUCAUUGAAAUAUUUUGCAUUUUAUAUUUAUAGUGCCUUUCUUAGAAUUCUAAGACUUUAAAGAGACUUUAAGCUUUCCCUAAUUUCUGUUAUCUUCAUGAUGUAUGUCCAGAUUUUUUUUUAAAGACUUCUGUGAUGAGAACUGUUUAAAAGUUAUUGCAUGAAUUGCCUCAGUGCACAGAGGAAAAAGCCUCAAAUUAACAUAUCUAUUGAAUCAGAUAAUUAUACAUCCUACUAUAAAUUUAAUUGUAUAUAAAAGAAUUUUUCAUUUUUCUAAUAUGAAAAUGUAUAAAAGCUUCUUGGAAUUUC